AUGGCAUCCGCGUUAUGUAUCAGGUGGGUGGUGCAAUUCACAUCAGUGUUGGCGUGGGUCCUCUUUGUUCCGGUCAACAACCAACUAACGCCAACACUAGUUCCAACUUGUCCCACGCAAUGCAUCUGCCUAUCACAAUCGCAGGUUGUGUGCAACAGUGCAAGUUUACGCGGCGUUCCGUCAGCACUGAGUCCGAAUGUAAUGCAGUUAUCGCUGUCGCGGGCAGAUCUUCGUGUCCUACGCUCUGAUGCGUUCUCUCAUCUCCGACAACUGCGGCGGCUGUCUCUCGACGCCUGUAACCUCACGCGCAUACGUCCUUUUGCCUUCCGAGGCCUGCCACGCCUGGAUGAACUCUACAUACAACACACGCCGCUCGCUACAGUCGAUGCGUUUGCAUUCGCCGCGCUCCAGAAUAUAUCGUCAAUUGUUUUAUCGCAUAAUCGAAUAGCGCAAAUUGAGGGCUAUGCGUUUGCUGGAACCAAUUUUAUAAAGCUCAUUUCACUUAAGAAUAACCCUAUAAAACGAAUACUAGCACAUGCAUUUUCCGGUCUCAACGAUGUAACUCAAAUAGAAUUACCGUCUGGAGUUAAGUCAAUUGAGCCGAAGGCUUUCUUCGGCCUAGAGGGCGUGGGUGUUUUAGAACUGGCUUACAUGGAUUUACCAGCACUGCUGCCCGAUACGUUUUUUGGAUUAACUCGUGUCGGUCGGCUGGCUUUGCGUGAAUCUGAUCUUGGGGUUAUGCGCGUCGGGGCUUUCGAAGGUUUAAGACACGUAGAGGUUUUGGAGAUAUGUAACAACAAAAUUGACGGUGUGGAAGAGCUAGCCUUGAUACAUAAUAAUAGCGUCCAAACUUUUAAAUUGACAGGCAAUCAUAUGCUCGAAGCGCCAGAAUCUGUGGUUCUCGAAGUAGAAAAUUUAAUAAUACGCGGGAAUCACCUGCCAUGUGAGUGCGGGCGUGACCCUCUGGCGAAUGCGUUGGCUCUGACGCCUGACUUUGCGGAGGAGAAUUUGUGUAUAUCUCCGUUGAAGGUGCGCGGGCGCAGUUUGUCUAGCGCUGCGGGAGCUGUAUGCCGUGGUGAGGGAACGGGGAGCGCGCGCGCCCGGGCUGCAGCAGGAGCGAGUCCACUGGGUGACUCAUUCGAACACUCUCUUGCCGUAAUUAUUGCCGUGAUAGCUUUCCUUGCCAACAGUUAG
Messenger RNA from Pieris macdunnoughi, 1194 nucleotides. The record is from the annotation of a GenBank genome assembly. NCBI's taxonomy places the organism in Eukaryota, Metazoa, Arthropoda, Insecta, Lepidoptera, Pieridae.